Paramisgurnus dabryanus is the source of this 2967-nucleotide messenger RNA. Its product is annotated as pre-mRNA-splicing factor RBM22-like. NCBI's taxonomy places the organism in Eukaryota, Metazoa, Chordata, Actinopteri, Cypriniformes, Cobitidae. The record is from RefSeq and is a predicted model, not a curated record. Gene Ontology annotation, cellular component: U2-type catalytic step 1 spliceosome; Prp19 complex; U2-type catalytic step 2 spliceosome. Gene Ontology annotation, molecular function: pre-mRNA binding; U6 snRNA binding; metal ion binding.
UUCCCAACAAGGGGAUGUGAGUUAAAGGGACGUCACUUCCACUUGGUGCGCGCGCGGAAGAUGGCGACGUCCCUGGGAUCAAAUACAUACAACAGACAGAACUGGGAAGAUUCGGACUUCCCUAUUCUCUGUCAAACAUGUUUAGGUGAAAAUCCAUAUAUUCGUAUGACCAAGGAAAAAUAUGGCAAAGAAUGUAAGAUCUGUGCUCGUCCAUUCACUGUUUUCCGCUGGUGUCCUGGUGUGCGAAUGCGCUUUAAGAAAACUGAAGUCUGUCAGACCUGCAGUAAGAUGAAAAAUGUCUGUCAGACCUGUCUGCUGGACCUAGAGUACGGUCUUCCUAUUCAGGUCAGAGACACAAGUCUGUCCAUUAAAGACGAGAUGCCAAGAUCUGAUGUGAACAAGGAGUAUUACACACAGAAUAUGGAGAGAGAGAUCCAAAACUCUGAUGACACGAGACCUGUGGGGAUGCUGGGUAAAGCUCAGAAACCUAGCGACAUGCUGCUCAAACUGGCCCGAACAUCACCGUACUACAAACGCAACAGACCUCACAUCUGCUCAUUCUGGGUAAAGGGAGAAUGCAAGAGAGGGGAGGAGUGUCCAUACAGGCACGAGAAGCCCACAGAUCCUGAUGACCCUCUCGCCGAUCAAAACAUUAAAGAUCGCUAUUACGGCAUCAAUGACCCGGUGGCGAAUAAACUCCUGAAUAGAGCGUCGGCCAUGCCACACCUGGAUGUGCCCGAGGACAAGUCCAUCACUACAUUAUACAUAGGAGGAUUGGGAGAAGACAUUACUGAUUCUGAGCUCAGGAGUCACUUCUAUCAGUUCGGGGAAAUUCGUACGAUCACACUGGUUCAGAAGCAGCAGUGUGCGUUCAUUCAGUUCGCCACGCGUCAGGGAGCGGAGCACGCCGCCGAGAAAUCCUUCAACAAGCUCAUCAUUAACGGCCGUAGACUGGCGGUGAAGUGGGGUCGUUCUCAAGGCGCUAAAGGCAAAGACAUCAGUGAGGGCUUCAGUGAGAUGGGCACCAGACUGGAUCCAGUACCUGGUCUGCCAGCACCUCUACCGCCACCUACAGCUCUGGAGAAUGAAGCCCCAGCCAAUUACUUUAAUCUGGACCCUAGUGGUCCUGCGGUAAUGAACCUCAGUCUUCCCCCUCCACCUGGACUCCCAAACCCACCACCACCAGGUUUUGGACAUCCCAUGUUCCACCCCAUGGGUCUUCCUCCACCUCCACCGAUGAGUUUAAGACCUCCUGGCCACAUUCACUACCCCUCCCAGGAUCCUCACCGCAUGGGUGCGCACUCUGCCAUUCGCCACUCUGAUUGAUUAACUCCUCCCACUUGGACUUCUUCUGCCAAUCGGGUGUUGUUCGUUUAGCAGUCGUGGUAAAGCUGCUGAAGAUGAAUGUAAACUGGCUCUGAAUGUGAUGUCAUCAGAGGGUGGAGCCUGAUCUGUGAUAUCAUGACUGGCGGGUAAAUAGAUGGCCCUGUCUGUUAGGUGCACACGCCGUGGGAGUUGCCAGUAAUGGCGAUGGUUGGAUUGAGUUUGACUUUGUAAUUCAGGUGGAUUGUAAUGCUAUUGUAUGGUACACCAGCACUUCUGUCACUAAGCUCAUCGACAGUCACUUUAUGCCUGUAGUACCUCAUGCAUCACAUCCUAAUAACUAUAAACAUGCUCUUAUUCUCCAUCUGAUGCUGGCACGCUUACAAGGAGAAAAUUGCAAUGGCUGCUUGUAUUAUGACACCAUUUUGCCAAAUCUCUGAGCGUGGAUCUUUAAUUUAAAGACAAAGCUCCUGCUGAUUUAAGUCUUGAGGAAAUACUAAAAUCGUUCUUCAGUAUAAAUGCCAAGAGCUAUUCAAAAACCUUUAUUAUGUUAUACACAUCUCUUUGGGGUUGAACACAUGAUUUAUUGAUCAUUUCAGAAAUUGCUUUUCUUUCUGUUUGUAAAUUAUUUUUGUUUAGGAAAAAAAAUUCUGAAAGUGUCAUUUUGAGAACAUUAAAGCAAAUGUCGUGAACAUUUUCUGUGUGCUGUAAGUCUUCAAUGUUUCGAAGUUUAUGUACCGUAUGAGAUCAUAAACUAUAUAUUAUUUUCAGAUUAUUAACAAUUUGUUAUUUUAUAAAUUAAGUGUUUUGUAUAGUAAUUAGUUGAUCUAAUUAAUGGUUAUGAAAAAUUACAGUUAAAAACAAACAAUGCUAUGGCUUUUGCCCCUUGAUUUUGGUUUGCAAUGUGACCAAAAAAAUUUUUAUGGGGUUGAUACUCUUUACUGUUUGGUUUAGUUAAAGUCUGUGUAAAGUCAUUUCAGAGAACUGUUUCUGAACAAUGUAGAUGUUAGACAUGUUUUGUUGAAACAUGUUACAAAGACUGUGGCACUGGGGCCACUGAGCAUGGCUCCGCCCCUAACACAAUUGUAAAGUUAAAGAGACGGUAGCUUCCCAGCAGUGGUUGUGGGUUUAUUGCCGACAGUGGGAACACCCCCAGCUUUGAGAGCAGAGAAUCUAUUUUUCAAAGAAAUUAAUAACUUUUUUACUUUGUGGGUUUUGAAAGGGACAAUAAGUAGGAUUUACCCCAUCUAGUGGUGAAAUUGUAUUUUGCAUUCAAAUGAUCAGUGCUCUCUAGCACCUCGCCUUUCCAAAUGCGUGUUGCAACUAUGGUAGCCGUUAUGUACUCACUGAUCUCCUUGUCCGUUUCAGCUGGUUCACGUGUCCUGAAUGAAAACGCAUUGUGGAAACGCGUUGGUAGGCUGGUGCUUUUUGUCCCUCUCUGCUAUCAAUACGGCGAAAUGACAUGGAAGCCUCCUUGGCUUCUUACCCGUUCAAUGUAAGUAAAGAGAAGAAAUUCUAAGCUUACAAAGAAAAGUCUGAUCAUUGACAUUGAUUUUGAUUAAUAAAACACUUAAAACCCUACUGUCCCUUUAAUUAUUCAAAUUUGUCUGGGUGGUUAAUAAAACAUCUGUCCGGGGAUUUGGC